Messenger RNA from Rhizoctonia solani, 318 nucleotides. RefSeq lists its product as uncharacterized. The transcript has 4 exons. The record is from RefSeq and is a predicted model, not a curated record. NCBI's taxonomy places the organism in Eukaryota, Fungi, Basidiomycota, Agaricomycetes, Cantharellales, Ceratobasidiaceae. Bases 1 to 318 code for a protein of 105 amino acids.
AUGGAUGGUCCUGUGCCCCCUUGGGAUACUUACCCUUGUGCUAACUCUGUAUACCCCACCCCUGAGUCUUCUGUGUGGAGGCCUAUGGUGGACAUACCUCUGCCACGCAGUAUUCCCUUGCAUGCACCAGACUUUUCAAGUGCAACAUGCUCACAAGCAGUGGAGGAGUCUUACCUGAGCAACUUGGGGGAAGGAUCUGAUUCAAGCUCAGACUUGGACUCAAGCAGGAAAAAUUCCAACUUGGGUGUCAGAGCCAACAACUACCAGAUGGUAAAACCUAACAAGCUAUUGCCUAAUAUAGGACUUAUCAGCAAGUAG